Molecule: messenger RNA, 1507 nt
Organism: Frieseomelitta varia
Lineage: Eukaryota; Metazoa; Arthropoda; Insecta; Hymenoptera; Apidae
Exons: 2
Coding region: 147-1382 (411 amino acids)
Source: RefSeq, a predicted model, not a curated record
AAAGUUAAUCUUGCGAUUUUGUCAGUAGUCGAUCUUAUAAAUUCAAUCAAUACUUAAAACCUUUACAAAUUGUUCCGCGGAGUUUCUCUUUCCGGUUGUGACUGAUUGGAUCGAAAAUUUAUUACAUAAUCUUUUUUUCUAUAAUAAUGGACAACGAAAUAUUUGAAAUAAAAAAAAUUGUACUUCGUGAUAUCGAGCCGGUUCUACGUCAGAGGAUUGGGAAUCAUAUGAUCAUUGAAAAUUUCAGCAGUAAAUCACUAUUACCUCCUGGAGAAAAUUAUGGAAGUACGAUUUUCAGUGUUGAAGUUGAAUUGAAGAAUAAAAAUACUGAAAAGAAAGAGAAUCUUCAUCUUGUUGCAAAGAUGUGUCCACCAACAGAAUAUCAAAAACAAAUUUUCAAUAGUUCUCGUACAUUUAUAAAAGAAAUCUUUAUGUACGAUACUAUUUUACCAGCUUAUAAUAAGUUGGAAUUGGAGUGUGGAUUAAAAAAGAACGAGAUAUUUGAAAUUUUGCCACAAUUUUACGGGUCCAGGCUGUCUUUAAAACCAGAUGGAGAUUUUGACGAUGAUGCUGUCAUUUUUAUGGAAAAUUUGAAAGUUGAAGGUUACUAUAACGGUGAUAGAGCUUUAGGUUACGAUUUAGAGCACGCAGAGGAAGCAGUCAAGGCUUUAGCGAGAUUUCAUGCUUUAGGAAUGGCUAUGAAACAAAAAAGACCUGGUAUCUUCGAGGUGUUCAAGAUGUACGCGAAAUUUUUACCGAAUUCGGAAAUUAAUAUGGAUAAUAUAUUUGUAACGAUAUUCGAUCAGAUAAAAAAAGACCCAGAAUUAAAUCCUUAUUACGAAAGAUGUGAAAAAAUUCUAUCAGAAUUGAAAUCGGAUAUUUGGUCAGACUCUUUUCGAGAACCAUGGACGACAAUCAUUCAUUCUGAUUUCUGGGUGAAUAAUAUAAUGUUUCAUCGCAGCGAAAAAGGAAAAAUUAAUGGCAUAAAAUUCGUUGAUUUCCAAAUGUAUCUUUAUGGAAGUCCUAUGCGUGAUUUGAUAUUUUUUCUUUACUCUAGCGUUAAGAAUGACACGACAGAAGAACAAGUCGAGGAUCUGAUGGAUUUGUAUUACGAAACUUUGGUAAAUACGUUAAAUAAAAUGAAAUGCAAUACGGAUAAGUUUACCAAAGAAGGAUUUAAAGCAAAAAUGGACGAGGAUGGAGAACGCGAGUUCCUCCAUGUAGCUUUCAUGAUAAAGAUGCUCACGUUAGACACGAAAGAAAUUAAUGAUUUUGAUGUAGACAAAAUACAUUCAGUAGCAGUGGAACAUACUGGAAAUCAAUUAUUCCAAGAACGACUACGAAGAUUAGUACUUUGUUUUGUUAAACGAAAUUGGAUAUAAAAAAAUGAUCACGACGAAGGUGAAGUUUUUUCUACAAAAUGCCUUCGUAUAUAAUUGUAGCACUGAAUUUUGGAAUGAUUGUAUCCGAUUAUUCGAUGUCAUAAUAAACAUAUCACAUAGAUGUA